GAGAGCCGCGUGGUCGUGCCCUUCGAUACCUCCGUCGAGGAGUUCGAGGUGGAAGGCCUCGAAGUUCAGCUGCGUUCAAGCCGAGACAGGAUCCCCACCCCCCACGUGAGCACCGAAAUGUUGGAGGAGGCUUUCCCCAAUUCCGGCAAAUCCGUUCGCAUCUUUCCUGUGGCUGAGAUGCAGGCCAUUGCGACCUCUGGGCAGACACGGUCCAGUCGAGAACGUCAAGCGACGCCGUUCUUCAAGGACGAGGACUUCGAUGUGCAUGAGGGUGGGCGGAGUGUAAACUUCGACGACACGAUCAGCACAGAGGCCGUCUUGGUCGAGCCGCAGGCCGGCACGCGGCCAGUACGUGACCGCAUUUCAACACCCUUCACCUCGAUGGCUUUCAGCUCUUUCCAGGAUCGUCGAGUGCAGCUGUCUCCAGCUCCUACGGCUGUGGAGGAGUUCGAGCCAGCUUCCCAAAGGCUCCGACCCAGUCGAGACAGGAUGCCAACACCCCAUGUCAGCACCAGCAUGAUCGAGGAGACGUUUGCGAACUUUUCGAAGACCGUUCGCUUGUUUCCGGCCGCAGAGACGGAGGUCAUACAUCUCGAUGGGCAGAGACGGCCCGUUCGAGAACGUCAGGCCACCCCGUUCUUCAAGGAGGACAGCGAUUUGGACUCGAAAGCAGUCGAGUUCAGCGACAAAGUCAGCUGGGAAACUCCAAGCAAGGUCGUUGCUGCUCCGCAGUCCAAGGUCGGUCGAUCGGUCCGUGAUCGAGUCGCGACCCCGUUUGUUGCCGAAGCACAGGAGUUCGAGGACCAUCGCGUGCUGCUCACAACGGUCGUCUCCACAGUCGAGGAUUUGUAUUUGGAGAGUGACUGGACGGAUCACAAUCUCCAACGUGCGCCUGCGCGGGAGGAGUUCGAGGUUGUGAGAUGUUGUGCGCAAGAGCUCCAGCUCGGCCCGGCUUGGGAGGAUUCCGACACCUUACGUGACCUCGGAGAUGCAGGAGACCCUCAACAUGAGCCCCGGGAAGACCGUCCGAGUCUCGCCCGCAGUCGACGUCGAGGCUAUUCCCGCAUCAGGAAAGACACGGUCAAGUCGAGACCGACAGGCAACCCCAUUCUUCAAGGAGGAUGUGGUGAAUACGGUGGAGAUGCAGAACGACACUUCGGGUCAGGAGGCCGAAUCGGUGCGUGA
Molecule: messenger RNA, 1185 nt
Organism: Symbiodinium necroappetens
Lineage: Eukaryota; Dinophyceae; Suessiales; Symbiodiniaceae
Source: the annotation of a GenBank genome assembly